CCAUUAUUUCCGCAUUUCAUGAUUCCGUUUACAAGGGGGCAGGUCCCGAUUCAAUGCAAAAUUUAAUUUAGAAAAUGACAUUAAGAGUUUUCUCUGUUUGAAGUAAUACAUUCUGAUUAAAUCAUGAGUUUUGGAGUGUAUGCCACAUAAUUUAUAAUGUCAGGAAAGAAAAAGGCGUAAGUUUUGCCAUUUAUUGUCUUUGUGUUUAAUUAAUUUAAUUUCAAAUCACAAACUUGAAACAGUGAAAGUGAACCACAUUAAAAAAAAAUGACAAGUAGACUAAGUAGUUGAUUGCAGGUUUUCGAGUUUCAGUUUCUUGUGUAGUUGACUUCAGGAAAUGGAACACUCAGAUCUUGUAUACGGCACAGUGAGGAAUAUUACUAUCAAUGGGAAGCGUUAUACGCAGUCGGCUGCGCAUAACCCUGAGAGUUAUACGCAAUUGACUGCGCAUAACCCUGAAAGUUAUUCCCAGCCGACUGCGUAUAACUCUCAGGGUUAUACGCAGUCGGCUGGGAAUUUAGCAAAAUAAGGUUUAUUACCGCUAGUUUGGCAAUUUCAAAAAAAGUAUUAUGCGUAAUUAGCAGCAUGAUGGGUUGUUUAGAACUAGAACUCUUAAUGUGUUUAACGUAAGACGUAAAAUCUUAAUUGAAUUAAUUUUAAUUAAUUUUGAAUAAUAGUAAUAGUAUUACUGCUAUUAUUAGUAUUAUUGCUUGUAUCUGAUAAAUUAUAAGUCAAAGUCUAAAUUUCUUAGUCUAAGACUAAGAAGAUGAUUAUGCCUUAAGGCAGCGGUUCUCAACCUGUGGAUCGCGACCCCUUUGGUGGUCGAAUGACCAUUUUCCAGGGGUCGCCUAAGACCAUAGGAAAACACACACGCUCAAAAGUUACGAAGCCGCAACGAAAAUAAUUGCGUGUUUGGGGGUCGCCACAUAACGUUGCGGCUUGUACAGAGGAAACCGUUGCGUAUCUGAAAACUGCCCUUGGGGAAACGUAUGCGUUUAAUCUGGACGACAAAAGGGCACGUGUUGCAACGACUGCGUCCACACGGCUUGGUCCCAAAGUGGGAGGGGGGAGCAAGGGCAGUUUUCAGAUACGCGACGGUUUCCUCUGUACAAGCCGCAACGUUAUCUACGCCAUUGUCUGCACCCGCUGUCAGAUGACAUACAUAGGGGAGACUGGACGCCGUCUCUCGGACAGGUGUACCGAACACCUCCGAAACAUUACACAAGAUAAACAGUGUCCCGUCUCCAAACACUUCAAUAGUAGCGACCACCGGGGCAAGGCGGACUUUUCAAUAAGUGCGAUUGUGGCUAGCACUAACACCGCCAGCCGGGUCAAUUUGGAACACAGACUUAUCCUGACUUACGGCACUUUGACGCCAGAUGGGAUUAAUGUUAUGUCUCUGUUCACAGCUUGACCCUAGCUCCGCCCCUCCACGUUCUGACCUAUCACAGUGAACAUUUUUCUCCCCCCCUUUUUUCGCCGCUGCAUAUUUAAACUCUCAAUCAUUUUCCUUCUGCCACACUUCUAUUGCUGCCCACAGAUACUACUUACCAGCUAAGUGCUCUUUCUUAUUUUUAUUUUUAUACCGUUUUUUCUGUUGUUUUGUUCGCUGACGAAGGCUUUCUGCCGACACGUUCGCUGUUUUGUUGCGUUUAUUUUUUCAGGUUUAACCCUACUCUGUUUUACUCAUUUUAUUUUGUACUAACCUGAUUGCAGUCUCUCCCCUUAUUACCCCCUUUUUUAAAAACUCUGGUCAGCAUUAUUGUUUGCAGAUACAUAUUUUUCCUUUUAUAAGGGUGAGUACAGGAAGAGGUAGCAACCCUGAUGGGGGAAAUCGAUGUACUCUUAGGAGCGGUUUGUCUGCCUCGAUCCUCUCCUGUCACUCAAAUGUCACCUGUUCAUCCACGCAGCUGUUAGAUUGCAACAGUGGCCAUAUCCUGGGCAACAGCUUCUAUUAGCCGGGUAAACCAGGUGUGGGUAGCUGAUGGUCCUCAAACCCUCUGUGAUUUAGGUCUGCCUACCUACUGCAUGCAAAGCCUGGACGUUGACGGAGGAAACCAUUUAGGUUCAACGGAGGUGAAGGCGAUUACAGCAACACACCGUGGAGUACGCAGAGCAAGAUGAGGCACAUAGAACAUCUUGGUCAUCCACUGCAUCCGUACCCAUUUCCGGUCGUCUUAACUUAGUCUUGCCACUGGACACGGUGGGUCCGGACGAGAGAGUGAGGUUGACACCGCACAACUCUUUCUCACUUUAAACAAAGUCACCCGUGCAAGUCAUCAGUCAUCCACCAACAUCCCCCUAACCUUUAGGUGACCCAAUGGUCCUAGUCGACUUCGACGGACGAACAACAACCCAAGUUUUCAUUUCAUAGAUAAUAGAUUAACCAAUAUCCUCAAUAAAACUUAAUCUUCCCCACAAAAAUACAAAUUAAAGUCAAAAUUUAAGGCAUUAAGUAUUAAGCAGCGGCAUACACUUGGUGCAUAACAAAGUAGACAUUUCUUUGUCAAAAGGGCGACCUCCACUAUUUAAUUUACUGGUGGCAAGGCCUUUCAAAGUUUUGUUUACCGAAAUUGUACAAAAAACAGGAAGGUGUUGAGAAAUUAUUAUCAUAAUUAAAUAAAUUCAAUUUCGGGGAAGUCAGAGUUGUCUUGAGACUACGCCUUAUCAUCUUGAUAGUGUGGUACCUUUAUCGAAUGUAUAGGAUCAAGCUCUUGAUCAUAUUGUAAUUUUAUAUGUGUUUCCUGUUUUCCUUGCGUUGUCGGCCAUCUUAGCUGUUAUCACAAUCAUUGCUCAUGCGUCUAAUGAUACGCUGGGCGAUACACCCCGGCUGAUUUACUCAUGCGAUCGACUAUUGUCAAUGAAUGUCAAACGUAUACCCUUGACUGCUAAUUUGGUGUAUCGACUGAAAGAACUCUCCAUUGGUCGAGACCUGCCCCAUAAGCGUAGCCAUCGUUGUGGUUAACGGAAAGUUGGCGUUCAACGAAAGAAGAAGCAUCUUUAUCGAACAGGUCGUCGGAAACGGCGUCCACUGAAAUACCACCAUGGGGAACAAUAACGACGGAGAUCAGCCACAUACUGUGUCAUCCAUCGCGACCAUUCCCUAGAUGUCAAUCCUAGGAACACGGCCGGUGGCUCAUGAUUUCACACCGCCUCAACGGGGCGUGACGAGAUCAAAUUUAGUUGUUGUUGACUGUCAGGCUUUUGUGAAGCCGCAAUCACUUCAUUUCAGAGUGCUUUAUUUCAACUCCCAGUCAUGCAGGAAUAAGACAAUUGAGGUGUGUGAUCUUGGUUUGGAGAGCAAGGCCGACCUUGUGUUCAUUACUGAGACGUGGUUUUAACAUGUCGGAGAUGAGGUCAAGCUGCAAGAAAUUACAACUCCGGACUACGUCCUUCACUCUUUCCCACCACAGUCGCGCAGUGGUGGGGGUGUUGCUGUCCUUUACAGGAGCUCCCUCAAGAAUAGUGUGGGCUUCUCAAAAUCAGACGAGUUUGUUUCAUUUGAGAUGUGCAAGAUGCAACUUUAUUAUGGUGAACAGGCCAUGACAUUUCUGUGCAUAUACAGGCCACCUCCAAAUUGGCAAAAUAAUUUGAAGAUCUGUCAGUUUGCUGUGGAGUUUUUACAACUCCCUGACAUGUACGCCACCACCAACAACGUUAUCAUAUCGCCGACAUAAACUGCCAUUUUGACUCCACCACCACCAACUACGAGAAGACCCUAAAAUCAGCUCUCGACACACACGGAAUGACUCAGCUUGUCAGUGUCCCGACGCAGAAGCUGGGGUCACAUCCUAGAUUGGCUGGUUGUCAGAGAGGACCGUGCAGCUAUGAUCCGCAACCUCAUUAUUGAGGACAAACUUAUUUUUGAUCACUUCCCAGUCACCCUUGACUUGAGGAAGCCAGGAUGCCUUCUGUGCACAGCCACAUCCCUUGACUUCCAAAGAUAGAUCUAGUGGCCUUCAGAUUUGACGUCGCAGCCCUUGGAUGCAGUGAAGAUAACCCUGCUACAGACUACAACAGUGGCCUCAGAGUCAUUUUAGACAAACAUGCACCACUGUCCACACAGCGAGUUAUGGACCGCCCUUCUGCUCCAUGGCUCACGCCCAAAAUAAAGGACGCGAAGCAGAAGCAGCGACGUGCAGAACGCAAAUGGCGGAAGUCUGGCCUGACCAUGCACCGACAAAUCUUUAUUGAUCACAAGGAAGGAAUUAAGAAGUUGGUCCUUGCACCUAGGACUGAAUAUGUCAGUUACCAUAUUGUAGAGUGUUGCUCUGGUAGGGCAUUGUUUCGUAUUGUGGGUCAGCUGACCGGUAAACAGAGGAAUACAUCUUUGCCAAAUAACAUUGCCGUGGGCGAGCUGCCUGACGCUCUCAAUGAGUUUUAUAUAAAGACCGAGCUGGUCCCCAUUGCUACCGCUCAAAAGCUAAAAUAUAUAAAUAACACACAAACCCUUGCUCUCUCGGUAUACAGAUUGAGUUUGCUAAAACAGUGCGAAACCUGGAUGUCUAUUUAGACAGAACACUAACUAUGUAAAAUUACAUUAACAUGCUUUGCAAGGCGAUUUUUCUAGAGCUGCGCAGAAUUAGUCAUAUCAGACCUUUCUUAACGUUAGAUGCAUCAAAGAAGCUGAUGUCUGCAUUCAUGCUUUCACGCAUGGACUACUGCAAUGCUCUUAUGGUGGAUCUUCCAGCUACGCUCCUAGAUAAAAUUCCAAAAGCACAGAAUAAUGCGGCUUGCAUCAUCCUUCGCAAAUGCAAUUUUUGACCAUGCUAAAACACCUCUGAGAGAGUUGCAUUGGCUGCCGGUCCACGCUCGCAUUAAGUACAAAAUUGCAACUCUCUGCUACCGCUGCUUGCAUGACCUGGCACCAUCCUAUCUCAAAGAGCUGCUGACGCCUUAUGUACCCACUAGACAACUCCGCUCAUCUGAUCGUGGCAAACUCUCGAUACCACGUGUUCGCCUUGAGACUUACGAGGGGCAUACCUUCCCAUUUGCUGGCCCAACAAUUUGGAACACCCUUCGAGUCGUCCGGUGACUGAUGACUUGUGCUAGUGACUUUUGUUUAAAGUGAGGAAGAGUUGCGCGGCGUCAACCUCACUCUCUUGUCCGGGCCCACCAUAUCCAGGGGCAAGACUCUACGUCAAGACGACCAGGGAUGGGUACGGUUGCAGGAAUUGUCAUUGUAUGCGCCUUACGGGACUCCAACUCCGGGUUUGAAUUCAGAGUUUCCUUCUCUUAGAUGAGUUGCCGACCAAGGUUAACGAGUUAACUUCCGGCUACAACAAGAUGGCGGUAUAAUAAUACACAAAAGGAAGGAAUCUCAGUGUGAAGGCACAUCAGUAAAGCAAGGGAGAUAGUUAAAAAUGAUUAUUGGAAAUUGGCUUCGGCGCAAGUAAAUUCGAACUUUUAAUUAAUUUUAAUUGCUUUGCAGUUUCAUUCAGGAUCUUUUAAUGUACUAGACUAUGUACCACGCUUCGAGCCUUUGGGGAUGAAGUUUGAUUUUUAAAUAAACUUUAUUAUUAUUAUUAUCAUUGUUUCCCCUUUUAUAAUCGAUUAUUGGCAUAAUAAUAAAUUUCUAUAUCGGCGCAUUAGUCAAAGCCGACAUCUUGAUUGUUCAAUUGAGAAAUUAUAUUGAGAAAUUGAAUUUGGUUUUUGUGGCAAGUUAAAAAUAGGUUACCAGGGAACAUUUACUAAUCAAUAACUUUUUAAAAAAAUGUUCUUAAAUCUAUAAUAUCCAACAUUCAUGAGAGUAGUCAGUAAAUAAAGGGAUCAAAAGCAAAAAGGUCACUAUUUUAGGCUUUAGGCUACCGGUAUCUAAUUUGUAAUCAUGGUGACCAUGCUUGUUGGCAUAUUGCCUAUUAUUGAUGGCAGCUGUGGGAUAGUUAAUAAUUAAUUAAAUUGGUUAUACAUAAUAUAAAUGGGAAAAUGUAACUUAUAACUUAUAAUAAAUCAUUUAAAUAAAUAAAAAAAGUUUUAUAAUCUUAAUAAUUAUUAUUGACUUUUAAAUAUCAGUUGUUUUAAUUUUGGGGUUGGUUGCCAUGGACAUAGGAUUGAUUACACCUUGUCUUAGACUUUCUGACUUAGGCCUAUUAAGAUUCAAAGUGGCUAUUUGCACCCGGGUACCAUAAGUGAGAGUCUAAUGGGACCCGGGUCAGAAUGUGAUUAAUACUAAGUUGCAACGCCACACCAAAUUUAAACUUUGUAUUUUUAACAUGUAAUAUGUACAGUAACACCAUUUUAUCCUAUUUUAUGUAAUAUCUUAAACAAAUCCUGUAAAUAAGUCAUUUUUUAUAGUGAGAAAUAUCCAAGAAACAUGGGUGAAAGUGAAGAGCUGAUAAAUGGGUGACAAAAUGUGGAGGAAAACUCAAUGGUAAAAAAAUUGCCUUGAGGUCUGCACUAAAAAAUUCAUAAUUAUUGAACCACUUGAGCUAGAAGGUUGAUCUUGGUUUUUUUUCUUUGUAAAUGAUUCAGUUGGCUCUAUUCAACCAUAUUGUAUUAAAUAUUUUUAGAAAUAUUUUGAAAAUUUCACCAGAUUACCUAAAUUAAGUACCGGUUUGAAAUAUUUAUCACAUCAAUAGUGAUGAUUAUUAGUUAUAAUGUGAACAUAUCAAAACUUGCGUAUCAUAUAUUAGCAAGGAUCCUUGUCUAACACCUGCAUUCAUAAUCACAUCCACUUUAUAUAUUAUAUGCAUGAUACUAUUGACAGUGUGAUGAUUGCGGACUCAUUGCUAUCAGUUGGGUAAAAUUUCACUUCUUUUACUCACUGAUGAUCAACUUCAAAUAAUAAAUAUGUUUAUUUUGUGUUUGUUUUUAACCCCUCUCCCCAUCUUCAUAAAAAGUUAGACAAAUAUUGUCAGAAACAUCUGCCCUAAUCCCCCUCUCCCUAUCAAAAUGAAAAAGUUUCAAGUCACUUUUAUUGUUGCUGUAGUAUGAAUUAAUGUUGCUGUGCAAUCUGAUUACCUGAUCCAAUUUCAGUUUUAUUAACAAAUAUUUUCUGCUCCGAUUGUCUUCUACUUCUAAGCAACAAAAUUUAAUAAUUGGCAAAAUAAUGAUAGGACGGUUUAAAGAUUGUAAAUUUAAUUGCGCUUCCAUAUCCUGUAAAAAUCAACAGUCCUGGAGAAAUUCACUUUGUCCACUACUGUCUUGAUUGUAACCUUUUUGUGUACAAACACUAAAAGAUUCCUAUACUAAUACUAAUGACACAUGAAAUUACUGAAUGUGUCUGAAACAUUCCUCAAGAGCUUUAACUAAUAUUAAGAGGAUUUUCUCCAAUCAACAAUUUUUUUGUUCCAUUCUACUUCAUGAAUGUAGCCCUAAUUCCCAGACACCCAUCAUGUAUAUUUUCAACAUAAUUUAUAGACUGUCAAUGUCACUGCACCUGUGACUUUCAUUCUCCAUGUUGCUGUGUUACUUGAUAAUCCCUGGCCAAUGUGACAAGGGUUUGAACACUUUUUGCAAAUUACAUUUCCCCAAAGUCUUGAUUUGCUCAAUAAUAAUGACGGUAAUUGUAGUUUAAACAUGAAAACAUUGAAUCAUAUGCCAUCAGUGAACAAUCCAAAUUCACAAACCUAUAGAAGGAAAAUCUGAUUAUUAAACAUUGUUUUUAGUAUAAAUAAAUUAGUGUAAAAAUUGUUGUAAAUUCGUGUAGAUUGUUUUAAUUACAGCUUUUCAUGUGACAUCUCAUUGAUUAAAUUGUCCCCCACGUCACAAAUUAUGUGACCCCCCCUCCUCCUACAACAUAUUAGAUAGUUAAUUUGAUGCUACUAGCCCAUUGGCAAUCUUGGCAUUGGAGUAAGUAUACCCUGUGUGGGAGGGGGGAGUCUGCAAAAUAAGUAACCCUGUUUGUCAGCAACGGUUGUUAAAACUGUAUGUUACAAUAUUGUGAAGAAUUCAAGGAUACAUUUCUCUUGUAAUUAAUAUUUGAGGAAGUAGAACACCUAAAUAAACAUCUACAGGAUUCUAUAUAAGUAAUAGUGAUAGUUCAAUUAGCACAGAACGCAAUUCGGCAUGGUUUUAUAAUUAACAAUCAAGUUUCAAUUAGCUUGAACCAUACUUUCAGUUAGUCUGAUAAUUAGUCAAGGCCUAACCCCACUGAACUUAAAGUCCAUGUAUUUCUAGACAUCAGUAAUAUAUUCUUUUUUUCCACAUUGAAACAUUUAAAAAAAGGUUACUGUAACUGUAAGUGUAAGUUGAAUGUCUGUUCAGAAGACCAUGGAUUUAAAACUAUUUUCACAUUUUUCUUAUUUUAAUACAUUACCUAAUAAUACUAUGUACCAGUAUACAGAAGUUUAUUACCUGAAGCAUUUAGACUAUACCAUUAUUUUACAUACAUAGUAAAAAAAAAAAUUGUCAAUUGCCCUUGCAAUGCAUGCCCUGACAUUUCUCUGUUGUCAAAAGGAGAAAUCAAUUUAUUAGAAGACAUGUUUACCAUCUAUUAAAUUUAAUCCAAUUCUUUAUUUAUUUCUGAAGUGAUCUCAAGGUCAUCAUAUUGGGUGAUUAUGAUGUGGGUAAAACAUCGUUAAUUUGUCGAUACAUUGAUGGCAAGUUCCAGACUCAAGAACCAGUAAGAUGUUACCAAGAAUUAUAACUAUAAUUAUCUAAAGUUGUAUUUUUCCUUUGUUUAGUAUUCAGUAAUGUUCAUUUUCAUAAAUUGUUUUUUUUUAAUUUAGUAAGCAGAUUUGAUUGAUUGUUUUGGGGUUUGUAAAAUAUCAAAGUAUGUAACUUUAUCUUUAUACUAUCUGUCUUUCAGACCGUAGGUGCUGCAUUUUUUUUAAAGCAGUGGGGACCAUAUAAUGUUGCAGUUUGGGUAAGUCUAGGAAAAACUAAAAUUAUUUUUAAAAAUUCAUUUCUGAAAUUUUGUUGGUCACUCUCCAAUAAAAUAGAAAAUGUAAGGUUUUCUUACAUUUUCUUGUACCGGUAUUCAUAAUCUUACAUUUUAAUGGAGCAUUGUUUCACAUUUAAGUGACAAUUGACUGAUGUUAGUUGUACUAGACUAGACAACCCGCUGCGUUGCAAACGUCGCAGAAUUGCUAGCUGGCUCAGAGCUUGUGGGGGUGUGCGCAUGGCUGGCAAGCGAGGGUGGUGCAGGAGGGGGGUGAGGGGUGGCAACUCCACAGCAGUGCGCAUGUCUUGAGACCAACGAUGGGCAGGCAAGGGAAGGGAGGGUUUGCCUGCAUCUUGCUUGCUCUGGCUAUAUCUAUAUAUAGCCUGUGUCGUCGUCUUCAUGCCCUAGUUUUUCUGGCGUAUUAUAUAUAGAGAUAUCGUCACUACCUGGUAAUAGAAAUAGAAAGCAGCUUUUAAUUUUUUUUUUAGUAAAUUUAUUUCCAUUUUUCCCAACCCCCCCCCCCCCCUCAAUCUGUUUAAUAAACUUUAUUUGAAAAAAAUUAAAUUGUCUUUGCUGUUGGUUUAUGAACUUGUUUUUUCUCAUAUCAAUUUCUUUGCAAAGGAUACUGCAGGGGAUGAAAGAUACUCAGGGCUUUCACAUUUCUACUGUCGUAGUGCUGGUGCAGCUAUCCUGGCAUUUGACUUAAAUUCCCCCAAGACAUUUGAAUCAUUAUGGUAAAUUUGAACUAAUUAUGCUGCUCGAAUGUUUUUUUCUUAUUGGUUACUGGGUAGCAACUCUAUAUUAACCAUCUUGGGGCUGGGACAAAAGAUCUCUUCUGAUAGAGUGGCUGUUUCAAAACUUUAUUUAACGUCCUCAAUGUUGACACUGAGCUGAUGACUGGAUGUAUCUUCUGUUAUGCACUGUUUUAAAGAAUAUAAUCCAAAAAUUAAAUGGGGCUUUCUCUUACUAGGUUAUUAUUUACCGCUUAGGCAAUGUUUUUUUUUUGUUGUUUUUUUUAAGUUUAGUUUUACAUAUAAAAAUUUAAAAAAUCAACAUCCUUAAUUUUUUUUUUCUGCUUUUUUUAAUGAAAUAUUUCAUGAUCCUAUUCACCUUCCAUUCAGCGUAAGUAGUAAUGAAACCAUUUUUAUACUGUUAUACAAAGUAAGCAGUGAAAAAUGUGACGUUUUCUUUCUUCUUGUCAUGAGUAAUUCCCUUAUCACCCCCUGUAAAUCUGUGAGUCCCCCACUUUUUUUUUUUGACAACCUUACUAUCAUGUGACACCAUAUUUAUAGGGAUACAUUAUUUACAUUUCUUGCAUUCUUGUAUUCUUGCUUUUUUAUCUUACACUGAUGCUUUUUUCAUAACCAUUAAGAUUCUUAAUUAAUUUUUUUAGCAACACAAAGCUAAAACUUAUGACUUAAAAUUUGAUAAUCUUUGUAAAAUAAAUAUGUCAUGUAUAUAUAUUUUCAAUGCAUUUUUCCUUAGGGCUCGAUUCGGAAGCAUAUUAGAGGCAGCUAAUGAAGACUGUCUUAAAGUUGUUGUUGGCACUAAACUAGAUCUUCUGAACCAGUCAGAGCGUGAUAUCACAGCGGAAGAGGGGAAAAAAUUAGCCAGGGAACUCAAUGAGCAUCUUGAUCUUAAAAAAUUGCCACAUGAGCCUUACUUUGAAACAUCUAGCCUCAACAACCAAAAUGUCAAGGAGGUUUUCGAGUACAUCUUCCAGCAUUGCCUUCCCCUCAGUGCAGACCAACAGAAAAGGUACAACACUACAGACAGAAAAAGUGUUAUAGAUUUAAUGGAGGAUAGUGGGGAACACUCCAGGAAAAAAAAAUGCUGCUGAUGGGAUUAAACCCUUUCAAUAUUAUUGACUCCUUUUGUUUAUGUCCACCUGUGGCACUGACAGAGUGGGGCUUCUUAUCUCUGGCUGAAAAGCAUUGCAAACCAAUGCACAGUUUUUUUUAGUUGUUUUUAAUUAAUCUAAUCUGCUGCGGUGUUCAGCAACCUUUUCUGAGUGAGGAGCCAUUUUUUAAAUUAUAUCUGCAAAGAAAAGAUUUUUGGGAGAUUUAUGUCAUUAUAGAUUAGAAUGCAGCUUGCUGACUAGUGGAAAUAUCUUGUAUGAUUAUAUUUUCAAAAUUACUUUAAAAAAAAUAAGAAUCAUUUCAAUCCUUUAACGAAAAACCUUGAUCCCUUGUAAUACAAAAACAAGCUUGCAUUAAAUCUGAUUCCUUUGAGCUCACAAAAGAUGCUUUAGAUCAGCCCAUGCAAAGUUUGGGGCAAAUAUGGCAGAUGAAUGCUGGUUGGUAGAAGCUAUUGAGAAGAACCCAACAGAUUUUUUUUAAAAAAUCAUUACCAUAGAUUUAAAUGUAAAUUCUCAUUUAUUAACAAAUAAAUUCUGUCUAAUUAUAUAAAGGUUUGUGUAGCCAAGUUGCAGGUCCAAGAAUAAAAUAAUAAUAUUUUUAGGAAUGUAUUUUACCAAGUACUGAUGAAAUCAACAUAUUUUUGUUGACCAACAUGUUUUAAAUUUGUUUGGAAAUAUGCCUUGAGGGUGUUGUCUGCAUGUUGGGCUUGUUUGAUUAAUGUUUGUUUUUUUAAAAUGGAAGUUAAUUUCUUUUACUGCUAAACUGUAUAACUAAAGUUAUUCUGUGAUAUUCUCUUGCUACUUUAUUUAGUUAAAAUUAUGCUAGUUUUUCUUGUGACAUUUCUGUUGAAAAAAAAAUAUGCAAAACAUGAAAAUGGAUGUUUUAUUGUUUAGGAUAUUUAUUUGUUAAUUUAAAUAAUGGGACCAGAUAACAAAAACAAACUGAAAAAACUAAUAAAAUUAAAAACUGUUAAUAAGAAGAAAUGUUUAAAAACAUGUCUUAUAGACUCUUGUGUCUAUCAGUUUGGUCGUGCCGCAUUACUACUAAAAACAUUGAAAUAAAAAAAAAUAAGAUAUCAAAUAUAACUUUAUUUACCGAUUAUUAACAUUAAUAUUAUAUUUAUAAAUUCUAACAACGCCUUUCAAAAUACAAGUUUUAAUAUAAUUAUAAUUGAUACAUGUUUUUAUUCAUGCAUAAUUUACUGACAUGGAGGCAUGAUGUAGAUCUGUGUUCAAAAGAUAAAACUCUGCUUUUUUUCCCUAUUUAUUGCUAUGACAUAUUUUCAAAUCCUACUAAUUCUGUACAAAUACUGUUCAAGUUUGAAAGUGUUGAAAAGAUUUUUAAAUUGCCUGCUCGACUUGAAAUGUUUGAAAGAAUGUCUGCAAUAUUUUAACAUUAACCUAUGGAUUAACACUCUAUUUACGUAAUAUAUCAUGCCAUAGAACUUUUGUUUUAAUUUUAUUGUAAUGGGGCCAAAUGCAAAAUUUUAAAUUUUCAGUAUUAAAGUGCUUAUGUAUACAAAUAUAAACAAAAUGAUCAUAAACUAUACCUGGUAUUCAAUGUAUCCAAUGAUUUCCUUUCUUGAAAUUUAUAUUGUCUGAGAUCCUGCCCCAGGUCCAACCAUAAUUAUCUUUCUUUUAGGGCAACUCUGUUCUGUUGACUUUAACUCUUUCCGUUGCAACUGGGUGCAUAUCUGAAGACCAGAAUGUGACAUCUUGAGUCACCUUUUAAUAAUCUUUCUCGUACUCUACUUAAUCCACAAGGUAGUUGGAAUGAACACCUUGGUGGAUGUAAUUGUAUAAAGCAUGCGGAAGUGACUUAUUUUUUGGGGUCUAAUCUUAUUUUUUUUACCAUUUAAACUGGAUUGUUAACAUUUUUUUUUGGUUGUUGUUUAUUAUUUGAGUCCGUGUUUUGGGUAGAGGGGUUUGCGAUGUAACUGUGCAUGGGUUUCAAGGGAAUACUUCACUGGUUGCAAGGGCUACUCAGCAGUGGUGUUACGAACUGGGGGAUGGAAUACAGGAGGCAAUAGACACAAAUGUGUAGGUGCCUCAAUCAAGCCACAUUGUAAAAAGAAAAUAACAUAAAGAGAGCCAUUUACUGUGAUAUAAUAUAUAUGUUCUGUUGUUCGUCCGCCGAAAUCGACCAGGACCAUCGAGUCAUCCGAUUAGGGGGGAGGGUGAGCUCAUAGGUGGCUUGCUAGUCCGAUCAGUGCUAGGAAUAAUCUCUGGCACUGCAGGUAGGGGAUAGUUGCUGCAGUCGGUGAUCAAAUAUUGCUCUUUCGGGCUAUCGUACGUGACUCAGCUGUGGUUAUCCUACUGGCUUCAUGGGAUUUAGCCCCCUUCUUGACAGCUGCUCUCCACCUGGUUCUGUCCUGGGCUGUCUGCACCCAUUUAGUAGGGUUGAUGAUGAAGGCCUUUAGUGCAGCUUUCAGUGAGUCUUUGUAACGCUUUUUUUCACCCCCUUGGGAGGCUUGCCCAUCGUGAGUUCUCCGAAGAAUAUCUGUUUUGGGAGACAGUGGUCUUCCAUACGGGCUACAUGUCCCAUCAAACAGAGUUGAGACUGCAUCAGCGAGGAACUCUGUGUCAGGAACUUUGUCUUGCCACCUGAUGCCGAGGAUUUUCCUGAGCCAGGUUGUGUGAAAAUUGUUCAGUUUCUUGGCGUGACUCUGGUGGACAGUCCACAUUUCAUAUCAGUAGAGCAAUGUCGAGAGGACUGCUGCGCUAUAGACCUUGAUCUUCGUUCCUCGUCUGAUGCCUCUCCUGUCCCAAACAGUGCUGUGGAGCCUGCCAAAUAUGGCACUAUCUUUUGCGAGUCUGGCAUUCAUUUCAUCAUCCAUGACGACAGAUCUGGAGAGGGUGCUGCCCAAGUAAGUAAAUUUAUCCACCGCGUUAAGACGUUGUCCGCUGAUGAUGUUGGGCUUGCUGGGAGCUGGCUGAUACAUCAUCUGAGUCUUCUUUGUGUUGAUUAUGAGGCCCAAGUUGUUGCAGGCCUCAGAGAAGACAUUAACGCUGUGUUGCAUCGCGGCUUCUGAGGCAGCGUUGAGGGCACAAUCGUCCGCAAACAGAAGCUCAUUGAUGGUGUUGUGCUUGAUCUUGGUUUUAGGUUUAGCUUGAAGCCUCCUAAAACCGGAUUGGCAAGCCUGUGGUGGAGUCCUUGAUCGCAUCAGACAGCAUUGCAGAAUACAUAAUACUGAAGAGUGUGGGAGCCAGGACACAGCCCUGCUUCACACUGUUUGUGACAGGGAAUGCUUUAGAUGACUGACCGUUGUCCUACAAUCGGGCCAUCAUGUAGCUGACAGAUGAUGUUGGUGAACUGUGAUAUAUAACACUAUGGGUAUAACCCACCCGGUUGCCAGGAAUCUUCAUAAACACUUUUCCCCAUUAUAAUAAGUGUACGGGUGUGCUACAGCCAGUCACUAGGGACAAUCUGUUGCGACUGAAAGAAUUAAAGUUUUAUCAACUGCUGUUAUGAAUGAUAGAGAUAGAAAUGUUAUUUGAAGCCUGUGAAACUCAUUACAGUAGUGUGUUUCUGAAGGUGAGUUUCCUCUUGAUAUAUUAUUGCAACAGCUUGUUGAUAUUUUUGUCUAUAAUUUCUUGUAGUUUCUAUUAAAGAUUACUGUUAUUUACUUAGCAUGCCUUCUUCUAAAAUAUAUUGAAACAAGAGUACAUCCGGAGAAUUGUGACUCAUUUAUGCUGGAGAAUUGUGACUCAUUUAUGCUGGAGAAUUGUGACUCAUUUAUGCUGCCAAUGUCAACAUGCUUUUUUUACAAGUAUUUCUGUGUGUUUUUGUUGUGUGAGAAUAAUUCCUAAAAGAUUGUCUUGAUAAGGCUGCUACAUAAUCAUCUGACAUUGCAGCUGAGCAUAAUAUUUUAACAUUUAGAAAACUAAAACUCUUUUAAGACUUUAAUGGGGAUACCCAAUGAUUCACUAACAUUUUACUACUCUGGAUUUAACUUGUAUGGUACUGGUACUUUUUAAAUAGUUUGUAUUUUUAUAUGUAUAGAUACAUACAGGUAAUGUAUCCUUCUAUAUACCAAGAAUGAGCCAGUGUAGAUGCGUUACACUUAGAUUCUUAAAAAUAUUGAUAGCGAUUUCGUAUAUUUUACGGACAUCAAAAUCAAUUCAAAUGCGCUCUGAUUCUUAAAAACAAUGAUAGUGCUUUUGUAUUAUUAUACGGAAACAAAUCAAUUUAUAUAUGAUAAAAUAAUAUAUGCUUUUAUGAAAGUAUUUUUAAUAUGUAAGUAAAUUUAAAUAAUAAUUUUUUUUAUAGUCCAGUUCAGUAACAUAAAAAAAAUGUUGGGUGAGCCUUAUUAUAUAGAGGAUAAAGAUUUCUCAAAACCAAAUGAUGCUAGAAAUUUAAAUAUCUAUACAUGGACUCUUCUUUAAAGAAAGGAAAAGUCUGAUUUACUAUUUCCUAAAUAUACAUUUCAAAAGUGUGGAAAAUUUUCACGAUUUGUUUUUUGAGGAUCCUGCAACAGUUACAUUUGUAAAAAUUAGUAGAUUUUUAAACUGCACAAUAGCAGUAGCAGGUAGAAGUAGAAAGUAUAAAAAAUAUGCCUUCGAUAUUUAACAUAUGGCCUAUGGUAACAACUGGUCAUAUCUUCUAGUUUAUAGAUAUAAAUCGGCUGACAAUUACCUUACCGAUUUAUUUUUCCUGCCAUUUAAAAAAACAAGAAAUGAUUCGCUUACCCUAAUAGGCUAAACUCAUCCCCCAUUUAUAUUUUUAAAUAAACAACUGAAUAUUCAUUCUAAUUUUUAGUUUUCUUUCAAAAGAUUAUACUUAUAAUUUAAAAACAAUCUUUUAUAAACUAAAAUGAAUGAUAACCAGGAAAAAACAAAUAAUUACUGGGUUGGUACAGGAAGCAAAUUUGUUUUAGUUCCAACCUCCCCGGUAUCUAAUGUGUAUAUAAGUAAAGGGUUAGGGUUUACCAAUCUUCUCACAAGGUUUAUGCUAAUAACUAUAUUGUAUCUGUGACAUAUUUAGGUUUAAGCCCUUCAAGGAAUGAGGUUGGGACACUAAGUUUUAGGAUAUUCCCCC
Molecule: messenger RNA, 15720 nt
Organism: Lymnaea stagnalis (great pond snail)
Lineage: Eukaryota; Metazoa; Mollusca; Gastropoda; Lymnaeidae
Source: the annotation of a GenBank genome assembly